AUGACCAGGAGGGCGCUGAUCACUCUCCUGCUUUUGGGCCUGCUCAUUGGUUUUUCUGUACUCUGGUUCUAUGUUUUCUGGAGCUGUGGUCCUCGCCCCUGUGAAUCACCUGUGUGUCUGGAGCUCCUGACUCGCUACCUAGCCUACGGAAACACCAGUGUGGCCCCCUGCGAGGACUUCUUCAGUUUUGCCUGUGGUGGCAAAGCCAACGGGACUAGUCAUGCUUUUCAGGCUCUGGCAGAGGAGAACAAAAGCAGGCUGCAGAGACUACUAGAGGCCCCAGGGUCUUGGCACCCAGGAUCUGGGGAGGAGAAAACCUUCCAAUUCUAUAAGUCUUGCAUGGACACAGAGGCCAUUGAAGCUGCAGGGGCUGGUCCCCUUAGACAAGUUAUUGAGGAGCUUGGAGGCUGGAACUUCUCUGGAAACUGGACUUCCUUAGACUUUAACCGGACGCUGAGGCUUCUCAUGAGUCAAUAUGGCCACUUCCCUUUCUUCAGAGCUCAUCUUCGACCUCAUCCUUCCCCUCCACACACACUGGUCAUCCAGAUAGACCAGCCAGAGUUUGACAUUCCUCUCAAGCAAGAGCAGGAACAGAAGAUCUAUGCCCAGAUUUUUCGUGCGUACCUGACAUACCUGAAUCGCCUGGGAACCUUGCUGGGAGGUGACCCUGAACAUGUGCAGCGACACGCUUCCUUGUCCCUCACCAUCACCUCCAGGCUGUCCCAGUUUCGGAGGCCCCUAGAACAGCAGCAGGCACAGGACAAGUUCUUCAAUAAUAUUACUAUUGAUCAACUGCAGGAAAUGGCCCCUGCCAUCGAUUGGCUGUCCUGCUUGCAAGCAACGUUUACACAGAUGUCCCUGACUCCCUCCCAGCCCCUGGUGGUCCAUGACCUGGACUAUUUAAGAAACAUGUCACAACUGCUGCUGAGCCACAGGGACUGCUUGCAGAGCCACAUGAUCUUCGGGCUCGUGGGGAUCCUUUCCCCAGCCCUGGACAGCAAAUUUCAGGACGCACGCAGAGAGCUGACCCAGAAACUGCUGGAGCUGACAGAAGGACCACCCAUGCCAGCCCAACCACGAUGGAUGAAGUGUGUGGAGAAAACGGGAACUUUCUUUGAGCCUACGCUGGCAGCCUUAUUUGUUCGUGAGGCAUUUGGCCAGAGAAUGCAAAGUGCUGCCACGGAGUUGUUCACUGAGAUCAAGGAUGCCCUCGUCCUGUACCUCAAAAAACUUCCCUGGAUAAGUGAAGAGACCCGGAAAGAGACCCUGGACAGGGUCACCCAACUGAAGGUGGAGAUGGGGGCCCCCCAAUGGGCCCUGAAGCCAGAAGUGGCCAGCCAGGAAUACAGUGAUAUACAAAUCGGACCCAGCUUCCUGCAGUUUUUACUGAGCUCUGUCCGGUCUCUUCGGGCUAGAAAUGUCCAGAGUUUGUUGCAGCCUUUCUCCUCCCACAGAUGGCAAGUGUCUCCCUGGGCAGUCAAUGCUUAUUAUUCCAGAACUGACCACGUGCUGGUCUUCCCAGCUGGCCUUCUCCAACCUCCCUUCUUCCACCCUGACUACCCAAGAGCGGUGAACUUUGGCGCUGCUGGCAUCAUCAUGGCCCACAAGCUCCUGAACAUCUCCCACCAGCAUUUACUCCCUGGAGGCUUCCAAGCCUGUGACCCCCACGCCCUACAGGAGGUGCUCCUGUGCUUGGAGAACCAUUAUGCCGCCUUCCCGCUUUCCAUCAGACCUUCCUUCAACAGCUGCCACCCUCUCCUGGAGAAUACUGCCGAUAUGGUUGGACUGGCCAUUGCUUUGCAGGCUUACAGCAAGAGGCUUUUACUGUACCGUGGGGAGACCACCCUGCCUGGCAAGGCCUUCACCCCACACCAGCUCUUCUUCCGAAGCUAUGCCCAGGUGAUGUGUGGAGAGCUCAAUACUCAGGACGCUCGGGAUACUCAUAGCCCCCCCAGUCUUCGAGUCAACGGACCCCUCAGCAACCACCCAGCCUUUGCCAGUAAUUUCCAUUGUCCGCACGGUACCCCCAUGAACCCCUCCAGCCACUGCCAGUUCUGGUGACUCGACUAUCCAAGAGACCACAGGCAACUGCACACACCUGUCAGGUCGUAACCAGGGAGUCGGAGACAUACUUUCUUUCCUCUUCAAU
Molecule: messenger RNA, 2149 nt
Organism: Dipodomys ordii (Ord's kangaroo rat)
Lineage: Eukaryota; Metazoa; Chordata; Mammalia; Rodentia; Heteromyidae
Gene: Kel
Product: Kell blood group, metallo-endopeptidase
Exons: 17
Coding region: 1-2061 (686 amino acids)
Biological process (GO): protein processing
Cellular component (GO): plasma membrane
Molecular function (GO): metalloendopeptidase activity
Source: RefSeq, a predicted model, not a curated record